Xenopus laevis (African clawed frog) is the source of this 3662-nucleotide messenger RNA. It is a transcript of the gene selenoo.L, whose product is annotated as selenoprotein O L homeolog. Lineage: Eukaryota; Metazoa; Chordata; Amphibia; Anura; Pipidae. The transcript has 9 exons. The record is from RefSeq and is marked reviewed.
GAGUGUUGAGGCGCAGCUGCCAUGACAGAGAACAAGGAGUAUUGCAGUGCUUUCCUGACGGUUCCCCAUUAAUGUCCUGGUUUGAGGGACUACAUUUUUGCAGGGACCCAAAGAGCUCUUGAGCAUUAUUGGCUUCAAGUUCUGCAAGAGCUGUAGACCGGCCGCCGGCUCAAACUCCGCCACAGGCACAACAACAAAAUAUCAGAUACGCGUGGGCACUGCUCUCGCGUCAUGUGACCCGAUGUCGCCUCGUUCUCCGAGGGUAGAAGGCGAAUGGCAGCGGGUUUGGCAAGCGUUUCUCCCCGGCUAUACGCGAUUCACUGGCGGGGCGGGACAAGACUAGGGGCCUGUAGGAAGCGGCGGCUGUUUCCUGUCCUUAAUGGAGUAGUCGCCAUAAUGAGCAGAGGAAUACUGUGCACCGCAUCCCCGGCCCGGGGCACUGGCUUCCACACACUAACUUUAGAUAACCUAGCGCUGCGCUCGCUGCCCGUGGAGCCGGGAGACGGCACUGAAGAGGAAGCAAGAACACCCCGGCAAGUACCGGGAGCCUGCUUCUCCAGAGUCCGGCCCAGCCCUCUGCUCAACCCCAAGCUAGUGGCACUGUCACGCUCGGCGCUUGCACUUCUUGGCCUACGGGUCGGGGAGGAGGAUGAGAAGGAGGCGGCCGAGUACUUCAGCGGGAACCGGUUACUGCCAGGCUCGGAACCCGCCGCCCAUUGCUACUGCGGACACCAGUUCGGCAACUUCGCCGGGCAGCUCGGAGACGGCGCAGCCAUGUACCUGGGGGAAGUGGUGAAUGGAGCCGGGGAGAGAUGGGAGAUACAGAUCAAGGGAGCCGGUCUUACUCCCUAUUCCAGGCAAGCUGAUGGGCGAAAAGUGCUGAGAUCCAGCAUAAGGGAGUUUCUUUGCAGUGAAGCCAUGUUUCACCUUGGGAUACAAAGCACACGAGCUGGUUCCUGUGUGACUACAGAUUCCACUGUUAUCAGAGACAUUUACUAUGAUGGAAACCCUAUGAAGGAGAAAUGCACAGUAGUUUCACGCAUUGCACCCACAUUUUUGAGGUUUGGAUCUUUUGAAAUAUUCAAGCCAACUGAUGAGUUUACUGGGCGCAAUGGUCCAAGUGUUGACAGAAAUGACAUUCGGAUCCAGAUGCUUGAUUAUGUGAUCCGUACUUUCUAUCCAGACAUACAGGAGAAACAUGCAUGCAACAGUACUGACAGGAAUGCUGCCUUCUUCAAAGAAAUAACAAAAAGGACUGCUAGGCUGGUUGCAGAAUGGCAGUGUGUUGGAUUUUGCCAUGGAGUCCUUAAUACUGAUAACAUGAGCAUUGUUGGGCUUACAAUUGAUUAUGGACCUUUUGGAUUCAUAGAUAGGUAUGACCCAGAGCAUAUUUGCAAUGGUUCUGAUAACAUGGGACGCUAUGCCUACAAUAAGCAACCAGAAAUUUGUAAAUGGAAUUUGGGGAAGUUGGCCGAAGCUCUUGUUCCAGAGUUGCCGAUAGAUAUAAGUCAGAGUAUUCUUGAUGAGGAGUAUGACGCAGAGUUCCGAAAGCACUACAUGCAAAAGAUGAGGAAGAAGCUUGGUUUAAUACGAUUGGAACUUGAUGAUGACAGUCAGCUAGUAUCAGAUUUAUUAGAAACCAUGAACAUCACAGGCUCAGAUUUUACAAAUUCAUUCCGUGUGCUCAGCAAAUUCUCUGGAGACGAAGCAGACAUACAGGAUUUCUUGAACAUAAUGGUUGAACAGUGCGCUUCCGUAGAAGAAUUAAAAGUUGUUUUCAGACCCAAAAUGGAUCCACGGCAACUCUCAAUGAUGCUAAUGCUAGCACAGAGCAACCCUCAGCUAUUUUCACUGAUUGGAACUCAAGCCAACAUUAACAAUGAGCUAGAAAGAAUAGAACGAUAUACUAAACUUCAGGAAACUAGCCCAGAUGAUCUUCUCAAAGACAACAAGAAACAUUGGAUAGAAUGGCUUCAUAAAUACAGUGUUCGGUUGGAGAAAGAAAGAGGUAAUGCUGAAGAUAGGAAAGGAUUCCAUGAUGAGCGUGUGAAAACCAUGGAUUCAAAUAAUCCAGCAUACAUCCUGAGAAACUACAUCGCUCAAAACGCCAUAGAUGCUGCUGAAAAUGGAGAAUUCACUGAGGUGAAACGUGUGUUGCAGAUGCUGGAGAAUCCAUACCAGGAAGGAGAAAGCUACCAAAGCAUUCGUGAGGAGUCAUCUGAGGAGGAUGUGGCUGCUGCCUCCAGUGUGUCCCAGCCAUCCAGGCUUCCUUAUAACAGCAAGCCUCCACUUUGGGCUACAAAGCUGUGUGUAACCUGAUCUUCAUAAGAGCCUUCUUGAUCCUUAGCAGCUGAAGAACAUGAAUAUGUACCUCAGCAGUUAGACCAACAAGGCCAUACAUAGCAUGCAUGGACUGGUUACUCAAACAUGACAUUUGGAUUUAUAUAUAUUAUGCAUUCAGUAACACAAAAACAUACCAGGGCUCUUAUCCUGAAAUUUCAACAGUAGUUCCUAACAGCCCUUGUAGCCUAUGCCACAGGCACAAAGCAGAGAUGAUUCCAGCUACUUCUAGCAUACACACUGCUGAGUUGCUUCUAAAAGGAAAAAAAUGGUUUAAUGAAUAACAUUUAUAACCCAUUAAUAUCUCGAACUACAAAUAGUUGUCCUUUUGCGAAAAACACAAUUAUUAUAAAUCCACUACAACUUGGGCAGUACAGUUCCCCUUUAAAUAAACAGGUACAAGUGGCUGCUGCUUUGCUGUACAUCAGACACUGAUAACCUGGACAUAUUUCUUUUUCAAUGAGAAUGCAUAGAGAUGUACUAUCAUCCAAAUGUUUGUUUUACAUGAAGGCAAAAGUAUAAAUUCAGAAAUCUGAAAUAUUUUGGCCUGAUGAUAACCUAAUUCCAUGCAGUUACUGGGAUUCUAGUUGCAGUUGUAAUAUGUAAAUAUAGGUGUUGGUUUUGCAUGCUUGUUUAUUUAAAGUUUAAUAUUAGUCACUGAUUCAAAACUCCACUUUAAUGCAGAAUGGAUUGGUGUUAAAAUCACAGAUGUCACAUUGCAGAAGAUUGGGCAACCUGUGGAACUUCAGCUGUUGCUCUACUACAGAUCUGGUCAGGCUCACAAGUUUUGCUGCAAUCUCCGCAAGCAAUUCUGUACAGACUUCACUUUCUGCUUGAAAGUUUAUUAUCAUGCUAAAUCAGUAAAGAACUUUCCCAAAUAUGUUAUUACUUUGUGCUUUUACCGCAACAAGGUUGCUAGCCUAAACCAUGAAACAUAGCCCACAUGACCCAUCAAGCUUAACCACUGCCAUUACACAGCUUAUUGCUUAUGGUGAUAGAAGUUUUGUGGACCAUAUUCAGUGAAUAUUUGCUUCCAGAAUUAUUUAGGAACCGAGCAAUGAUUGUUCUGGCUUCCAGCUCUCACAGAAUAGGGUCAUAUCUGGUUUCCUGUUUUGCCAGAUACCAGCAUCUAUGUGGUGAAGAAUGUAUUUGUAGUUUCAUAAAACCUAGCGUGGCAUCUAUCACCUUCCAGCAAGAAAUAAACUUCAACAUUGUGGUGAACAAAUAGAGCUCUGCCAAAAUCCAAAGAAAACAGCAGUCUUUGAAAUAUAUAAAUAUUGUUUUGUCAUUAUAUAUUAUCUAAACAGUGUAUCCAUAAUGAA